Brassica napus (rape) is the source of this 1806-nucleotide messenger RNA. RefSeq names its product protein FAR1-RELATED SEQUENCE 4-like. Bases 1 to 1806 code for a protein of 601 amino acids. The transcript has a single exon. NCBI's taxonomy places the organism in Eukaryota, Viridiplantae, Streptophyta, Magnoliopsida, Brassicales, Brassicaceae. The record is from RefSeq and is a predicted model, not a curated record. Gene Ontology annotation, molecular function: zinc ion binding.
AUGGAUUUGGUUUUAGAUCAAGAAUUUAGAACCAAGGAGGAAGCGCAAACUCAUAUUCAGGCGGCGUCACAUGUGAAGUGUUUUGAGUAUGAGGUAAUUAAGUCGGAUACUAAGAGAUAUGUGAUAAAAUGCCGAGGAGCCAAAGAAGGCUGCAAGUGGUUUGUGCGUGUUGCAAAGUUAACGAAUUCAGAUCUUUGGUCAGUUAGAAGUUACAUCAAGCAGCAUAGAUGUUCUGUUGUUACCACAAGAACACUGCCUAAUAGAAGGAGAGGCACACAACAAAUCGUUGCAUCUAUCCUGGCCCAAGAUUAUCCUGGAAGUUUUGACACACCACGUCCCAAUGCUCUGAUCGAUUUGGUUCAUCAGAGAGUUGCUGUGGAAGUAUCAUACACAACGGCAUAUAGAGGAAGAAGACUAGCUGCUAAUAAAGUGCGCGGAACUCCUGAAGAGAGUUAUUCUUUAUUAUAUUGUUAUAUGCACAUGCUGGAGCAGGUGAAUCCUGACACAAUAACUCGUGUGGUUGUGGAUGAGGGCAAAAAAUUUAAGUAUCUGUUUUGGGCUUUGGGAGCUAGCAUAGAAGGAUUCCGCGCGAUGAGAAAAGUCCUUGUUGUGGAUGCAACACACCUGAAGACUGUUUAUGGUGGAGUGUUAUUUGUUGCGACUGCUCAGGAUCCCAAUCAUCACCACUACCCAAUUGCGUUUGGUGUUGCUGAUGGUGAGAAAUAUGAGAGUUGGCUAUGGUUUAUGGAACAGUUGAAAUCAGUGAUAUCGGAUCUCCCUGGAUUGGUGUUUCUUUCGGACAGAAACAAAGGCUUGAUCAAGGCAGUACAUCAAGUGUUCCCUCAGGCCGCUCAUGGUUAUUGUAUAUGGCAUCUGUCUCAAAAUGUUAAAGGCUACGUCCGUAACAACAGAGAAACAUGUGCAUUUAAGUUUAUGGAGUGCGCACACGCUUAUACAGAGGCGGAGUUCUUGGUCCUUUAUGACGCUUUUGGCAGGAAAUAUCCUAGUGCAGCGGAGUAUCUUGACAGAAGUUGUGAACAAAAGAAAUGGGCUAGAUGUUACUUUGAAGGAGUUAGGUACAAUGUUGACACCACCAAUUCAGCAGAAUCUUUUAACGGUGUUAUUAAGGACGCAAGAAAGUUCACCUUACUUCCAAUGUUUGAUUUUAUCAUUGGAAAAAUUGCUGAAUGGUUUAACAAGCACAGGAAAGAGGCAGCUGAAAUGCCACCCGCACUGAAGCUUGUGCCUAUAGUGGAGGAGGAAAUGACUAAAAGAUGUGUUGAUGCAGGGUUUCUUCGGGUUGAUGAGUUAAACAGCUUCCAUCUCGAGUACAGUGUGCAUGGUAGUGACGGGAAGCGUUAUACCGUGGACAUGGCUAUGAACACGUGCACCUGUGGGCAAUUUGAUAAAGACAAAUAUCCAUGUGUUCAUGCAGUAGCUGCUGCCACAUUCAUGACUGAGAAAGCGGGAAAGGAACUCCAUCUAUCUGAGUAUUGUUCUAAGUACUAUUUGGUAGAGCAAUGGGCUUUGGCUUAUCACCGGACAAUAUAUCAUGUUCCUCAUAUGUCUGAUUGGGUUAUACCAGAAGAAAUUAGAGCAAAGAAAGUACUUCCUCCAGAAUUUGAAGUCAAGAAAGGAAAACCACAACAAACAAGGAAACCAUCAGCAGGAGAAGCGCGUGGAAGAGGAAAAAGAGGCAGAGGGAGUGGAAGAGGGAGAGCCACAAGCACAGACACAGGGAGAGCCAGAGGAAGAGGUAUGGCAGCGUAUUUUGAAUGUGGAAGUGGUUCAGGUUCAGGUGUUUGA